Messenger RNA from Eriocheir sinensis (Chinese mitten crab), 1673 nucleotides. Its product is annotated as keratin, type II cytoskeletal 2 epidermal-like. The transcript is spliced from 5 exons. The record is from RefSeq and is a predicted model, not a curated record. Bases 134 to 1216 code for a protein of 360 amino acids. Lineage: Eukaryota; Metazoa; Arthropoda; Malacostraca; Decapoda; Varunidae.
CCGGUGGCUGGACGGGUCGAGGCUAUAAAGGUGAGAGUUCCCUUAGCUCGUGGCUCAGUUUGCCGUCCGCCUUCCCCACAAACUGACCUGACGGCUGUUGCUUCUGUUCCACCUCAUCCCUCAUUCAGAAAGGAUGGCCUGGGUCCUCUGGGCGCUGGCCACUGCCGCCGCGGCUGUCACUCUCACAGCGGCUGACGGUGCAGGCUACGGCGGCUACGGUGGUGGCUACGGCGGCUACGCUCCAAGUUACCAUGCCCCAGCACCUGCUUACUACCCCCCUCCUCUUCCUCCUCCUCCUCCAAUUUCUUACCCCGUCAUUCCUGUAUAUGGCGGUGGAUACGGCGGUGGAGGUGGCUACGGCGGCGGAGGAAAGAAGGGCGGAGGAGGCUACGGCGGAGGAAAGAAAGGGGGAGGAGGAGGAGGAUUCGGAAAUAUUUUCAAGGGACUUGGAGAUGGCUUAUUUGGAGGGGGAGGCGGCAAGGGCAAAGGUAAAGGUGGCGGCGGCGGCGUCGGCGGCCCAAUAGUCACUCCCGUACACUUGCCCCCUCCACCCCCGGUGAAACAGCACCAUGUCGUGAACGUCAAGGUGCCCCAGUGCAAGCCCCUCACACACUACAUCACGCAGGUCAUCACCGAGGCCCACCCGGCCCCACAUGUCCACACCAAGUACGUGGAUAAGGUGGUGCCAUCUAUCGUAGUCAAGACCAGAUACGAACGCCUGACGGAGACCGCUGUGGCGACGGACGUGGUGCAGAACGUUAUCACCUUCACCGAAACCAAGUCUGUCCCUGUGACGCAGAUUAGCACCGUUAUUGACGUCCAGACAGAAUUCAAGACUAGCUAUAUCUACCAAACCACGACACAAUUGAGCUACACACCCGUCUACAAGACAGAGUACGUCACAAACGUCCAAUACGUCACCAAGGUGGAGACCGUGCCAGACGUCCGGGUGUCCAUCGUCACCAAGUCCAUCGUCCUGCCGCCCUCCGACUAUGUCACUGUCACGAAGCCCCUCCUGGUGGAGCAGCCGCGCUACCAGAACCAGGUGGUGACGGAGUACGUGACGGUGCAGGCCCAGUGUGGCGGCGGAGGUUAUGGCUCAGGCCAGCCCAGUGUACCGCUGGGUAUCGGAUUUGGGCCCGGUGGUGGUAACUUCAAUGAAUUUUCUUCCAUUAGCUCUCACGCUCCACCGCACCUCUACGGUUCGAAUGUCUAAUUAAGGUUGAAGAGGAUGACGGCCACAUCGAGGCUGUUACAUCCUUUAUUAACUGUCCCAAAAACCACGCUUUGUUUCUACGCCCCGUUGUUAUUCACUGUUCCCUCACGCUUUGUUAUUACCGCAAGACGUCCCAUCCCCUACUCUAGAAGGGUUCUCGAACCCUUACCUCCAGUAGUUCAAAGAAAAGCUUUGACAUGUUAUGCAGCCAACUAGUUGUUCAAAUGCCUCUCCUGCUUGUUCUCUCUUUUUUUAUUUCUGGUACGUGAAUGAACAUACAGCAAUUUCAAACAUUAAAUGUAAAGUACAUAUAGCAAAAUAAUAAGAGAGCAUUUGCAAGCAACUAUAGGUAUACAUUGGUGUAACUAAGGUAAUACUUAGUUAAUGAGUUAGUUAUUUCGUGUGUGUGUGUGUGUGUGUGUGUGUGUGUGUGUGUGUGUGUGUGUGUGUGUGUGUA